AUGUUGUCUUCGACCUUCUUCGUCUUUGCUUUCGUCGCAGUUUCUGCCUUUGGCAAGCCAACUCCGAGGCAAUGUGGAACAGCGGUUCUGAGCGAUGCGCAGGUUGUCGCAGCUGAGAAGCAUUUCCGUGCCAACAUGGUCCCACCUGGCGGCCUCAGCACAUCGGGCAUCGGGGCGGCACACUCUUCAAAACUGAACGUAUACUGGCACGUGGUCAGCAAGGAUGACACUCUCGAAGGCGGAAAUAUUCCCGACUCCCAAAUCGAAGAAUCCAUCAACGUCUUGAACGUGGCAUACGAGGGUACUGGCCUUUCAUGGCUUCUCGCCAACACCACUCGCACGCUUAACGCUGACUGGUUCACCAAAGUCGGCCCCUCCAACUCACAACAGACAGCAAUGAAAACGGCUCUCAGGCAAGGCGGCGCGGCUGACCUGAACGUUUACUCCGUCGGAUUCCCCAGCUCUGGGUUGUUGGGCUAUGCCACUUUCCCUUCGUGGUACGCCGAUGCUCCUGCGGACGACGGUGUUGUCAUUCUGUAUUCCUCGGUCCCAGGAGGAUCUACUCAGGAUUACAACGGUGGUCAGACCUUGACUCACGAGGCAGGCCACUGGGUUGGACUCUACCACACCUUCCAAGGAGGAUGCAAUGGCGCUGGCGACAUGGUUGAUGACACCGCUCCCGAGUCUUCUCCCGCUUUUGGAUGCCCGACUGGCCGCGACACCUGCAAGUCCGACAGUCUCCCCGACCCCAUCCACAACUACAUGGAUUACACCUACGACACCUGCAUGACCGAGUUCACCCCCGGUCAAAUUGAGAGGUUGCAAGGCCAGAUGAGAACCUAUCGCGAUGUGUCCUUCGAGGCUACCGAGGGGGCCAGCUUCUAA
Pleurotus ostreatus (oyster mushroom) is the source of this 885-nucleotide messenger RNA. RefSeq lists its product as uncharacterized. The transcript is spliced from 8 exons. The record is from RefSeq and is a predicted model, not a curated record. Bases 1 to 885 code for a protein of 294 amino acids. NCBI's taxonomy places the organism in Eukaryota, Fungi, Basidiomycota, Agaricomycetes, Agaricales, Pleurotaceae. Gene Ontology annotation, molecular function: metallopeptidase activity.